AUGUUCACCUUGUUUUGGCGUAUGGUUGACCUCUCCACUGCAUCUCCAGCAUGUGCUCUUAAUUUCGUUGGAGAAUUUGUUAUGCUUUUGUUUUUACGUGCUAAUUUGGAUCCAAGUAAUGGAUGUUGGUAUUGGUUAAUAGUUAUACACCAGCUUCAGUAUGUCAUCUUCGAUGAGGCUCUAUGCUUGUUGCUUCAAAUGAAGUUGGUGUCGUCGAGUGAGAUGUCGAAGCUUGGGAAAGCUGGCAUAGUACGUUCUGCUUGGGAGAUUAAAGUAACUCCAAAUCAGAAUUCAUCGUGGGGUGCUGCCACAGUUGAUGAGAAAAUGGUUGCCAACACCGGAUCAGUUGGCAGCUGGGGAACAAGUAGAGGUGAUACGGGUGGAAGCAAGAGAGAGCAGCACUUGAAGCCAAAUAUCAAAAGCUAUAUAGUCCACUUUAUGCCAAAGUAUGUUGUGCUGGUGCUUAUNGAAGGACUAGUGAAUGGAAUGUGUGGAUGUGUCAUAUUGCAACUAUUCAAGGAGAGAGCAGCACUUGAAGCCAAAUAUCAAAAGCUAUAUAGUCCACUUUAUGCCAAAGUAUGUUGUGCUGGUGCUUAUGGUGUUAUGCUGUUGAGUAUGCUGUUGGUGGCCAUAAAGAAAGUGCUUCUGGGUAUGGACAUUCCAUUUGCACACCACUAUUGUGCUGAAGGCUCCAAGCCAUGGAGGUAUAUUGCUGAAGAAGAAAACAUGGACACGGAAGAGAUCAAGAUGUUAGUCAACAAGUGA
Fraxinus pennsylvanica is the source of this 765-nucleotide messenger RNA. Lineage: Eukaryota; Viridiplantae; Streptophyta; Magnoliopsida; Lamiales; Oleaceae. The record is from the annotation of a GenBank genome assembly.